Molecule: messenger RNA, 1998 nt
Organism: Symphalangus syndactylus (siamang)
Lineage: Eukaryota; Metazoa; Chordata; Mammalia; Primates; Hylobatidae
Gene: KLRF2
Product: killer cell lectin like receptor F2
Cellular component (GO): plasma membrane
Source: RefSeq, a predicted model, not a curated record
UCCAAGGUUGAGAUUAGUUUCCAUUUUCUUUGUACUAUUUUCUGGAUAAUAAGACAUUAAACAUUUGAAGAGAUGGAGAAUGAAGAUGGGUAUAUGAUGCUGAGUUUCAAGAAUCGUUGUAAAUCGAAGCAGAAAUCUAAAGAUUUCUCCCUAUAUCCACAAUAUUAUUGUCUUCUGCUCAUAUUUGGAUGCAUUGGGAUCCUUAUUUUCAUUAUAACAGUGAUUGACCUGAAGUUCUGGCAUAAAAAAAUGGAUUUCUCCCAGAAUGUAAACAUCAGCAGUCUAUCAGGACACAAUUAUUUGUGCCCAAAUGACUGGCUGCUGAACAAAGGGAAAUGUUACUGGUUUUCAACUUCUUUUAAAACGUGGAAAGAGAGUCAACGUGAUUGUACACAGCUACAGGCACAUUUACUGGUGAUUCAAAAUUUGGAUGAGCUGGAGUUCAUACAGAACAGUUUAAAACCUGGACAUUUUGGUUGGAUUGGACUAUAUGUUACAUUCCAAGGGAACCUAUGGAUGUGGAUAGAUGAACACUUUUUAGUUCCAGAAUUGUUUUCGGUGAUUGGACCAACUGAUGACAGGAGCUGUGCCGUUAUCACAGGAAAGUGGGUGUAUUCUGAAGACUGUAGCUCCACAUUUAAAGGCAUUUGCCAGAGAAAUGCAAUCUUGACGCCCAAUAGAACCAGUGGUGUGUAAAUGUACAACAAAAUAUAGAAAUACUUUGCAUGUUAAAGCAGAGCCAGAUUUUAAAGAUUUAAGAUUUUUAGGUAAAGUUGCUAACAGAAAGUUUCUGCUAACAGACAUCAUCUAAAUAGGAGAAAAGUAUUUUAUCCUGAUUGACUAUAAAGACAACUUCUGAACAGAACUUUUACUCUAUACUUGGAUUUCUGGUUUGUCUUUUCCAUGGCAUUGACAAUAAAAGCUAAAUAAAAAAUUAGUAAUUAUUUUAAUAGUUAUUUAAUAGUUUGAUUUUUUUGCAUUUAAAAUAGCAUGGAAUAAAACGACUUUAAAGGAAUGUUAUUUGGCUAUAUGUGCUAUGUGGUAGAUUGGAAGGAAAGAAGCAGUAUAUGUACAAAUAUAAUAUUUGAAGCAUGGAAUUCUGAAUUUUUCAUCUGUGUAUUAUAGCCUGAAGUGUUUGGUGGGGAGUGGGUAAUGAGAAAUUACCUACUGGGUAUAAUGUACAAUAUUUAGGUGAUGGAUAAACUAAAAGCUCAGACUUCUCCACUCUGUGAUAUAUCCAUGUAACAAAAUUAUGCUUGUACCCUUUAAAUGUAUUCAAAUAAAAUAAAAUAAACUCAUGUGGCCAAAUAUUCAAAAAAAAAAAAGCAAAUCUGUGCAUGUAAAUUAAGAAUUGAAAGAAAUAUGUAUGGAUGUUAACAGUGCCUAUUCUUUUUCUUUAGUGAAAUACAAAUUUAUUUCUUUUUCUAUCCAAAUACAAAAUUUUAACGUAAUGCUUCUAAAUGAAAAAACUACAAUAACUUGUUUUUAUUUUUAAUAUAUGUCUUUAUUCUUUAAAGCUUUAUUGAGGUCAAAUUGAUAUACAAAAUAUUGCACAUACUUAAUUUUUACUUUCUGGUGAGUUUGUAUACACUUGAGAUGCCAUCACCACAGCUCAGGUACUAAACGUAUCCAUCACCUUCAAAUAUGUCCUUAUGUUCUUUUGUGUCUGUCUGCUUUUAUUUUUAUAAGAACGCAACACGAGAUAUAGUCUCUUAAUUUUUUUUUUUUUUGAGACGGAGUCUCACUCUGUUGCCCAGGUUGGAGUGCAGUGGCGCAAUCUUGGCUCACUGCAACCUCCGCCUCCGAGGUUUAAGUGAUUCUUGUGCCUCAACCUCUUGAGUAGCUGGGAUUACAGGCAUGCAUCACCAUGCCCAGCUAAUUUUUAUAUUUUUAGUAGAGACGAGGUUUCACCAUGUUGGCCAGGCUGGUCUUGAACUCCUGACCUCAAGUGAUCCACCUGCCUCGGCCUCCCAAAGUGCUGGGAUUACAGGCGUGAGC